Molecule: messenger RNA, 870 nt
Organism: Drosophila innubila
Lineage: Eukaryota; Metazoa; Arthropoda; Insecta; Diptera; Drosophilidae
Exons: 2
Coding region: 10-609 (199 amino acids)
Source: RefSeq, a predicted model, not a curated record
GCUGUCACGAUGAAUACACAGAGUUCACUCAUCCAUGGCGCCUUUGUUUUAUUGUUCCUAUCGCUGCUGCAGUCCACACCCGUUAGCUGUUAUGGCGAUCUAGCCCGAAGUCGCUUGACAGCCCAGGCGGAGCACAAUCUGGCCGCGAUCACAACUCAUGCUGUAGUAAAGGCCACCGAAUUGGUAGACAGUGUAGUGGAUGAUCUACUCUUCCUGGACUCGCAGAACACCAUACUGCUCAACUAUCUAAGCAGCUUGGAGGAUUUCCUUGCCAUUAGUGGCAAUCAAACAAAGGAAGUUCUGCAAUCCUUCUAUGAUAUCGUGGGUGUCUACUUGGAUGCUGAUGUGGCCGAGAAGACAUCGAGUAUUGAAACCCAAUUGAUCUCCUUUCUCCUGCAACGAAAUGGCUUCGAUCGCUGGAAACGCACCAUCCAAUUGCGUACGACGCAGUUACUCAAAUCCUUUGGCACGAAAUUCAAAAGGUACACCGAGACUCUCGACCAGGAGGAGCGUGUGGUUCUUGAAGAACGUUGGAAACUGAUCACAGUACGUAAUGGGCAGAGAAAACUGGAAAAAUUUCGGAAUUUUGUUACCUGGUUGGCGCGAUAAGGUCAAUAAAAAUUCCAAUCGAGAUAGUUCAACUACGUCAACAACUAUAAAACUUUAUUAUGCUCAUAAUUUAUUUUCUGUAAUAAUUUAUUUAAACAUAUAUAUAAGUCCAUUCGUAAUGACUCUGAUAUUGUACAUUAAUUCCGAACAUUUAUUUAUAAUUUAAUUAGUGACUUUAUGUGUCUUCAACGUGUCACGAUAUCUGACAGACAAAAGCAACAUAUCUAUUGUUCAUUAAAUUGUAUCUCUGAGAUAAGCAAA